CAUUUGUAGGGCGAACGAAUCAACUACUAAGAGAUUUAAAGAUAUCACCAGUGAUGAAAUAAAUGCUGUACAGACAUCACGUCGCCCAACAAAAAGCACAGGAAACCCGCAACGCAAUGCGGCAGUCCCAAGGAAUAAAGGCAAUGCCCAGGGACAAAGCGCAUCCAAAGCCCCGUUAAUAAAAUGCAAGUUUUGUUUGAAAUCACACCCUAGAAAGAAGGAAUUGUGUGCAGCUUGGGGAAAAACGUGCAAAGAGUGUGGCGUGAAAAAUCAUUUUACUGGGUCAACUGUGUGUAAACACAAGCCCGCAGUGCAUGAGCUCGAUGAACAGUCUGAAUCCUCAGAUGAUGACUAUUUCUUCUAUGUUGAAACCGUGGGUGCAAUCGAUGCUAAUGAUUGCCCACGGAAAAUCUUUGCGCCAAUGCAAAUUGGCAAUAAGCAUGUAAAGUUCCAGCUUGAUUGCGGAGCGACAGUAAAUAUUCUACCUGUCGAUGAAUAUAUAGCAGUAGCAAACGACCCAGCGCUUAAGAAGCUUAAUAGUGCUAACAAAUCCUUGCAGAUGUUCAACAAGACAACUCUGAAAACGCUAGGAAUUUUUAGCGCCAAAACUGUCAACCCAAAGAAUGACGAAGCCAUUACAAUAGAAUUUGUAGUAGUAAAAGAGGGACACACACCCAUUCUAGGUGCCCAAGCAGUCCAACAGUUCCAGUUGAUUACUGUAAAUACUGACAACAUUAUGUCCAUAGAAAACCGUUCCAUCCAUAGCGACAUCAUAUCUGAAUUUAAUGAUGUGUUUGAAGGUGAUGGCAAGAUCGAAGGAAUGCUCCACUUACAGGUAGACAACACGGUUACUCCAACAGUUMUCCCUGUACGAACAGUUGCGCACUCUGUCAAGGAAGACCUAAAAGCAGAGUUGAAUCGUCUAGAAAAGAAAGGAAUCAUAGUCCCUGUUGAUGUACCCACCGAUUGGGUAUCUUCUAUGGUGGUACAAAGGAAACGAAAUGGCAAGAUACGCUUGUGCAUAGAUCCUAAGCCACUUAACAAAGCUUUAAAAGGGAACCACUACCCCCUGCCUGUACUGGACGAUCUCCUUGCUAAGUUGACAAAUGCCAAAGUCUUCUCCGUUGUGGACGCCAAGAACGGUUAUUGGCACGUCCAACUAGACGAAGACAGCAGCCUGUUGACAACUUUUGGGACCCCCUGGGGCAGGUAUCGGUGGACUCGGAUGCCUUUCGGUAUCUCUCCUGCACCUGAAGAGUUCCAAAGGAGRCUUGACAAUGCCUUCCAAGGUCUUGAUGGUGUCAUGCCUAUCUUUGAMGACACUCUCGUGUACGGCAAUGGUGACACUGAGAAGGAAGCCCUUGAGGACCACGAUAGAAAGCUCRCAGCUUUACUACAACGAUGCCGAGAAAAGGGAGUGAAGCUCAACARAGAGAAGCUGAAGCUCCGGCGUAAAGAAGUGGACUUCAUGGGCCACAUUAUCUCUUCUGAAGGUCUCAAGGUUGACCCAGCCAAGGUGCAAGGCAUAAACGAAAUACCUUCGCCAACCUGCAAGCAAGACGCCAAAAGAUUCAUCGGCAUGCUGAACUAUCUGCAGCGUUUUGCUGCUAACCUGUCACAGCUGACAGCUCCUUUGAGAGACCUUCUCAAGGAGAACGUGCACUUCCGAUGGGAUGACGCGCACGAGCAAAGUCUAACCAGGAUCAAGAAGGUGAUAUCUGAGUCUCCUGUCUUGAAGUUCUUUGAUCCCAAAGGAAGCGUUGAAAUCCAAUGCGAUGCAUCAGACCGUGGUCUGGGUGCAUGUCUUAUGCAAGAUGGUCAGCCCGUUGCAUACGCAUCUCGCUCCAUGACAGAAACCGAAUCACAUUAUGCUCAGAUAGAGAAGGAAAUGCUCGCCAUAGUGUUUGCCGUUGAGAGGUUUGAGCAGUGUGUGUAUGGACGACAAGUCAAAGUCGAAACCGACCACAAGCCGUUGGAAAGUAUMUUCAAGAAAAGCCUCAUCAGCGCUCCAAAGAGACUGCAGCGAAUGUUGUUACGACUGCAGAAGUUUGACCUAGACGUAACAUAUAAGAAGGGCACAGAUAUGGUCUUGGCCGAUACUCUAAGCCGAGCAUAUAAAGUCCGCUCGGAAGGAGAAGUUAAAUCUUCUAAACUGCUAAGAGGUGAGACGGAAAGAGACACUGAAGUCAUAAACUUUGCUCAGCACUUGGCUGUCUCAGAAGACACACAGUCCAAUAUAAGGAAAGCAACAGAAGCGGAUCCUACCUUACAAGAGUUGAAGACAGCCAUACGACGAGGUUGGCCGUCAGGAAAAUCCGAAGUCCCUGUUUGCAUCCAAGAUUACUUCCCAUUCAGAGACGAGCUAACACUGCAGAAUGGAUUAAUCUUCAAAGGUGAGAGACUUGUAGUCCCCUCUGCCUUGAGAGAUAACAUGCUGAUGAAGAUACAUGCCAGCCACAUAGGCAUUCAAGGAUGUUUGCGCAGAGCUAGAGAAGUCCUGUAUUGGCCUGGUAUGAAUCGAGAAGUAGAAGACUACAUAGCCAGGUGCGAAACCUGCAACAACUACCAUCCACAACAAGGCAAAGAGCCUAUGAUCUGUCACCAGAUCCCCUCUAGACCAUGGGAGAAGGUAGCAAUGGACCUGUUCCAGCUUGACAACAAAGAUUUUCUUGUAACAGUGGAUUACUACUCCAACUAUUUUGAAGUUGAUAAACUGUCAUHCAAAACUGCCAAGGAAGUCAUAGGCAAAGUCAAAGCUCACUUCGCUAGACACGGAAUUCCCGACCAAGUGAUCUCAGAUAACGGUCCUCCYUUCWURUCCGCCGAGUUUCAAGAGUUCGCGCAAGCAUACUCAUUUGAACAUGUGACGAGUUCUCCCAUGUACCCACAGUCCAACGGCAAAGCCGAAAAUGCUGUCAACACCGCACAAAGGCUAAUGAGGAAAGCAAUGGAAACAAGGAGUGACCCAUACCUCGCGCUCCUCGACUGGAGAAACACACCAUCAGAAUCCAUCAACUCCUCGCCUGCUCAGAGGAUAUUCGGUCGUCGGACCAAAACCCUUCUGCCGACAUCAACGAAGCUUCUACAACCAAGGAUACCCGGAGAUAUUGACCUGAAGCUCAAGCAACAGAAGGCUAGACAGAGCUAUUAUUACAACCGAGGUGCUAAAGAACUACAGGAGUUACAUCCAGGCGAUAUGGUUCGCAUUGAGCCACCAAAGAAGCUUGGUAACCGGAAAACUUCAACCAAAGCUUAA
Molecule: messenger RNA, 3256 nt
Organism: Exaiptasia diaphana
Lineage: Eukaryota; Metazoa; Cnidaria; Anthozoa; Actiniaria; Aiptasiidae
Biological process (GO): DNA integration
Molecular function (GO): nucleic acid binding
Source: RefSeq, a predicted model, not a curated record